AUGGCAAACUGUGAUAGAAAUAUUUAUCUUGUUUCUACCCAUUCUCGUCAACGAGUCGAAUCGAUAGAUUCUUCUGAUCAUGAUAAAUCACCUGAAAUACAAUUACAAAAAAAAUCUAAACGACAACUUUUUGUUGUAUUGUAUGCUGCUGAUAAUUGUCCAUUACACGGUUCUCGAGGCAAGUGUACUUGUGCAUCGUUUGUUAACGACGAUGCUAAUGGUGUAGGCAACGAUGGAAUGGGAAGUUCUGAAUCUCUUCAUCGAUCUGGUGAUUUCGGACAACAAAAUUAUGAAAAUAAUGAAAAAACCGAUGAUCUUGUUUCUGCAAGUGUUAAACCAUAUAAUAACAAUCCACCAUUACCAGCUACUCAACGAGAUAUUGUUGGUAAUAAUCUUCGUUUUAAUUCAAGAUCGCUUAAUAAUAAUAAUUGGAUCGAUGAUGAAAAUGAUCAAUUAGCUGCUUUACUUCUCUAUCGAGAUGCUUUGAAAAAAAAUUUAACAACAUCUACAAAAGCUGGAGUUGGUUUUCCAAGAAUGCGUCAUGGUCGUAUCGGAAGUCAAUGGCGUCAUAUAAAACAAACAAAUACCUAUUCUGGAUCAAAUCUUAUGUUUAUUGAUGGUUUGUUGUAUUUUAACAUUUCUAUCAUUGAUUUUUCAAUCCGAAUUUAUUUUCUAGGUACAGUACGAGUUGAUGAUAGUUAUAAAUAUCCAAUACCUCGUUUUGGUUAUCCACCAAUGAAACGACCACAACAUAGAUUUUCAGCAUCCUAUAACGAUUCAUCUUUUACAUCAGCUAAUCCGGCAACACACUCAUUGGAUGCUUUAACUUGGUCACAAAAUGAGACACUAAAUCGACGUCCAUCUUUAACUCGAAAUUCAAAUCGUUCUCAACAUUAUACAAAAGAUAAUUUAUCAUAUAGACCACCUGAUUCAGCAUACAAAAAAAAUGCAUGUAAGUAUUGA
Molecule: messenger RNA, 963 nt
Organism: Rotaria sp. Silwood2
Lineage: Eukaryota; Metazoa; Rotifera; Eurotatoria; Philodinida; Philodinidae
Source: the annotation of a GenBank genome assembly